CCGGCGGCCCCUGCGACGAGGGCCGCGGAGAGACUUCCGGGGCAAGGUGACGUCCCGGCGACUUCCUGCGCAUGCGCGCGCCGGUAGAGAGGGCGUGAGCUCGAGAGCUGGGAACAGAGAGCAACACCGGUCUGAGGUACUUAACUGAGAAGACUCUACCCCAGUGCUCUAAACCAGAUGCCUUCUUCCACCACACCAGAUGAAGGAGAUGACCUAGAAAACUGUGUUUUAAAUUUUUCUGAUCUGGAUUUAAAAGAAUCACAUCUUAUCAGUCCCAGCCACAGCCUUAAAGCAGAGUUAGAUGGCAGUGUGAAGAAGAAAUAUUCAUUUGCAAAGAAAAAGGCCUUUGCCCUUUUCGUCAGAAACAAACAAGUUCCAGCACCUCCUUUUGACUGUAAGGAAAAAUGGUGGAGAUGCUGUCAGCAGCUAUUUGCAGACCAGACCAGCAUCCAUAGACAUGUGGCAACACAGCAUGGUGAUGAAAUUUAUCAGCAGACUACUUCUAUUUUAAAGCAGCUAACUGCAACAUUGAGUGCCUCAAAGAGCCUUAUGUCUACAGACAAAAAGAGCCCCCUGAAAGACUAUCUUACUCCUUGUCCUGAAGUGUCUGCUUGGCUCCCUGAUGCAAGCUGCUGUAGCUCUGACGAGCUAAUGAGGAGCCAGGGCAGUGAGGAAGGAGAGGUGCUUUUGUAUUACUGCUACUGUGACCUGGAGGAUCCCCAUUGGGUCUGUGCCUGGCAGACAGCUCUGUGUCAGUGCCUGCAUCUCACGGGCAAGGUUCGGAUUGCUACUGAAGGAAUCAAUGGAACUGUUGGUGGAAGCAAAAUGGCCACAAGACUAUAUGUGGAAGCCAUGCUUUCUUGCCCAUUAUUUAAGGAUUAUCUGUGUAAGAAUGAUUUUAAGAGCAGCAAAGGAGGAGCUCACUGCUUCCCAGAACUGCGUGUUGGUGUGUUUGAAGAAAUCGUGCCCAUGGGGAUCAGCCCCAGCAAGAUAUCCUAUAAGAAGCCCGGGAUCCAUUUAUCCCCUGGUGAAUUUCAUAAGGAAGUAGAAAAACUUUUAUCUCGGGCAAAUGAAGAACAAAGUGACACUAUCCUUCUGGAUUGCAGAAACUUCUAUGAAAGCAAAAUAGGACGAUUCCAGGGCUGCUUAGCACCAGACAUCAGGAAAUUCAGUUACUUCCCUAGCUACAUUGACAAAAAUCUUGACGUUUUCAGACAGAAGAGGGUGCUGAUGUACUGCACUGGGGGCAUCCGUUGUGAGCGGGGCUCCGCAUACCUCAGAGCUAAGGGAGUGUGUAAGGAAGUGUUCCAGCUCAAGGGUGGCAUCCACAAGUAUCUGGAAGAGUUUCCUGAUGGUUUUUACAAAGGGAAGCUGUUUGUUUUUGACGAGCGGUAUGCCCUGGCCUACAACAAUGCUGUGGUAUCAGAAUGUUCGUACUGUGGAGCCCUGUGGGACCAGUAUAAGCUCUGCUCCACUCCACAGUGCCGCCAGCUGGUUUUGACCUGUUAUGCCUGUCGAGGACAAGGGUUCACAGCCUGUUGUGUCAUGUGUCAAGACAAAGGGAGCAGGCAGGCUUCAGGCCCAACUCAGGACAGUUUUAAAGAAGAAUGUGAGUGUACAGCCCAGCGGCCACGGAUCCCCCGGGAGCAGCAUGUACAGCUUCCUAUGUCCCCAGAGCCAGGGCCUGAGGCUAGUGAUGCUGGUGAGGCUGGACGACAUUUUUAGCAUUCCUAAAGCCUCACACAGCAGGCAUAGGUGUCCUGUAGAGAUGAUCAAGGAUGUGGAAAUAAGUUGGGAACCUCUAUGUUGAUCACUGCCACCAUGGCAGUUGGCUACCAGGCAGAAGGGAUAGGGAGUCAAGUGUUGACCAUGUACUUGAGCCACUUUGAUUCAGAAGAUGCUAGAGCCUGGAAAAUGGUGAACUGCUUGGGAUCCCAAAGAUGCUGAGGGAUAGAGCUGUACAUGCCUUCUCUUCCAUGUGGCAGGAUGGUAGCCACUGCCCUUGUCAGCAAACCUGCCUAUCACAGGCAUCUUCCCCCACCUGUCUCUUCACUGACUGUCUGAAGAGAUUUGUUAACUGUGAUGACAUUGACCCACUUCCUACUUUGAAGAGUUUCCUGUCAGCCCCACCCAUUCCUCUACACAUGAUUGAUGGAGCUACUGAGUAGUUGGCAGUUGGCAGUGGAGACCAUGUGGCCUUGAGUCUAAAGUUUACGAUCUGGCCUUUCUCAGAAAAUUUGCCAGCUCCCAGUCCAGAUUAACAGCUCAUCUGAUAGAAGUGGUCUUAAAGAUGUAGCCCACCUUUAUUUUUCUUGACUUAGCUUUAUUUUUCUUCUGUGAGAGAUGUUUCCCUAACAGCCCUGUGUCUCCCAGCAUCCCCACUUAUCUCUGUGUUCUCUUUGGGGAUCCAGAUGAACUUGACAGCACAGGUAUUUGAGCAGUAGUUUGUAGGUUAGCACCUGGGACGUGAGACACUUUCUUAGGUCAUUCGGCAUAGUGACCAGCAUACUGGGGACACAAGUCCCUAUGACACAGAUUUCAAGAAGCAUACACAGCCACACAUAGACCAACGGCUUUAAUAUUAUGUUGCAGUUUCCAGUGAUGCAGAAUGCAGCUGCAGUUGUGUUUCAAGGAGAAACUGAGUGGGGCUGGCUGUCCCUGCAGCUUGGUGCCACUCCUGGGCCCUCUGCAGCCUCAGUAGACACAUGCAUACUGGUGAGGCACUAGCUCCACCUCUGGUUACCCUGUACUGUCCACAGUGUUACGUACAGUUCAGUGUGUUUCAUCAGAAGCCUCCCAGGCUGUGCUCAUCGGAGCUUUGGCCUUGUCCGUUAUUGUAAUAUUUGCUGAAUCCCUAAGAAAAAUAACUCCCCAAAGCAAUAAACAGAAAUGCUAGUAUAACUGGCACUGUGGUCUGUUGAAAGGCACAAGGACAAUGUGGCUCGGUAUUUUUACUGGCUCCCAUGGUGUUAAAAAGGCAUCCAGUAGAAAUGCCAAAAUUGUUUUCUGAGUAAUCACUUGGAGUUCUUUGGCCAGGAUUUCCUAACUCCUUGCUGUUUGGAUUUUCUGCACUGGUAUCCUUCAGAGGCUUCAUUUGCAGGCAUGAGAUCUGUGUUGUUUGAUGUGUCUAAUGAGUGACCAGACAGGUAUCUGGAGUCUGUAAGCAUGGCCAUGCUAAAGACUGCACCCACAGUAGACUGGAGAGUCACCCUCUGGUGUUGGCCUCACACAGGCCAUCUGCUCACUGAAGUGCAUGUAUUUGGCCAUAGGUUUUUGUCCAUCAUGAAGCUGGCAUUCGAUAAAGAAAAAAAUAUUUCUGACUGCAGAACAUAUACCCCAAGUACUCACAUAGAAAGAACACUCAGGAAUAUGUCUGUUGCUCACGAUGCAUUUUGAAACUUGAAAUUUCUAUCUUUUUCUAUUUUUUUUUUCUUUUAUCCAGUAGAAGAAAUCUUGUGUUUUUUAUUCCUGGCAGAGCUCUGUACCUUGUCUGUUAUUCUUGAGGGGGAAAUGUUUUUUGAUCCUGUAAUCAAUCUGGCAACUUUAAUCAUGAUGGUCUUAAAAUUUAAAGAAGGGUUAAUAGAAUGUGAUUAUCUGUUUCUUUUAACUAAGUAGCUAAGAUGGAGUUUGUAAUAAAGUGUUUUACAGUA
This is a messenger RNA of Nannospalax galili (Upper Galilee mountains blind mole rat), 3650 nucleotides long. RefSeq names its product thiosulfate sulfurtransferase like domain containing 2 (gene Tstd2). The record is from RefSeq and is a predicted model, not a curated record. The transcript has 10 exons. Lineage: Eukaryota; Metazoa; Chordata; Mammalia; Rodentia; Spalacidae. Bases 178 to 1725 code for a protein of 515 amino acids.